Molecule: messenger RNA, 4385 nt
Organism: Leptidea sinapis
Lineage: Eukaryota; Metazoa; Arthropoda; Insecta; Lepidoptera; Pieridae
Product: protein sidekick-2-like
Exons: 8
Coding region: 315-1208 (297 amino acids)
Biological process (GO): synapse organization
Cellular component (GO): neuron projection membrane
Source: RefSeq, a predicted model, not a curated record
UCACUGACCCAAGCGGACGGUUUGUAUCCCGUCCGCGUUGAGCGCCAUUCGAACGUAUUCCGUGCUGUGAAAGUGCUGUGGUGUAGCAACAGUCACUCUAAAAGUGUUAUUGUAAGUGCUGAAAACUUGUGUUGUGCACGCCAAGGUUUUUAAGACGAGUAAAUAACUUGUUCUAAGUGACAAAAUAACUGUAAUAAGAACAAUAAACAAUAAAAUGUGAAAAAAGCUGUCAAGCAUGGACGAGAAAACGCGGAAAAGUGUGACAAAGAAGGGACGAUAUGGGAUGAGAGAGAGUGAGUGAAGUAGAAAGAACAAUGACGACGAAAAUGUUGCUGUCGCUUUUGUUGCAUUGCUUCUACGUCACAACGGCGUCGAGCCCCGGCGGAGGUGCAGGUGCUGGUGCAAGUGUAGGUGUGGGUAUGGGUGCACUCGGGGGGGAGCGGCCUUACUUCGAUGACGUAUCGCCGCGGAACGUGACCGCCGUGGUAGGCCAAGCUGCCGUUCUGCGCUGCCGAGCCAAGCAUAUUGGAAACCGAACCGUGUCAUGGAUGCGAAAGCGUGACCUGCACAUCCUGACGUCACACAUCUUCACGUACACGGGAGACGCGCGGUUCAGCGUGCUACACCCCGAGCCCUCCGACGACUGGGACCUCAAGGUGGACUACGUGCAGCCGCGUGAUGCGGGCGUCUACGAGUGUCAGAUCAACACCGAGCCUAAGAUUAACAUGGCAGUCGUGCUCACUGUCGAAGAUGAGUCCUUCACUCCCGCGCCCGCCGCACCCCGACCCUCAGCUGCUGCAGCAACUAUCUGGGGCUCCCAAGACGUGUACGUGAAGAAAGGCAGCACGAUAUCGUUGACGUGUUCUGUCAACGUGCACUCUUCGCCUCCGUCCAGCGCUUCUGUUCUCUGGUACCACGGCACUUCGGUGGUAGACUUCGACUCCCCGCGGGGUGGCAUCAGCCUGGAGACGGAGAAGACGGAGGGUGGUACCACCAGCAAGUUGCUGGUUACUAAGGCGGCGCUCACUGAUUCCGGGAAUUACACGUGCGUUCCCAGCAACGCGCACCCGGCGUCCGUGGCCGUGCACGUGCUCAAUGGUGAGCACCCGGCCGCCAUGCAAACUAGUAACCGCGCCUCAUCCUACCUCACCUCGCCACUGGGCUGCGCGCUGCUCACCUACCUGCUAUCCUCGGUGGCCUGCAGGUGAUCACCUACGACGUCAACACUCCCAGCAGCUGGAAAUUUUGCCGUUGACCACUCCCUACUAAUCAAAAUUGUUAACCUAAUUCCCCAGCCAUCCUUAUUUAAAUCAACAUUUGCGACAUAGAAACGCUUAUAAUAUUCUCAAAGAUCUUUUAUUGUAAACGAACAUAAUAUUUAUAAGUUAACCGUGAAUUUUUUGGGUACUAACUCAUCUAUGAUUGAUUGUGGUACUGUUAAUGUACGUGGGCUAAGCGAUGCAUCUCGAUUUAUAUUCAUCGUUAUAUUGGCAGGAGACUGAGGAGUAUACUCCUCAAUAUUCCACCAAUAUAAUAUUAUGUCCUCAUGAACCAUCAAUGCUUUCAACAGGUUAUGGAGUUGUAAAUGAGUUUCUCUUAUUUACGAGAGCCACUACUAUGGUUAUAAACAGAUGUUACAUUUGAAUAUAAAGCUCAAUAUCAGCUUAUAUAAAGCACAUUCAUUGUCAAAUGUCAUAUUAAUUAUAAAUAUCUCAUACAUAAUAUAAUUAUUAAUGACUGUAUCUUAAAUUUUGCAUCAUUUUGUAUAUUUUAAUUGUGUUAUUUUUAUGACGCUGGUAUUAAAGGAAGUAUUGUUACUUAAUGGUUGUAAAUAAUAUUUUAACUGAAUGAUUGUUUAUAAAAACGAACUAUUUAAUAUAAAUUAGUAUAAAUAAAAGUUGAUAAGUUAUAUUAAUAAGUUAGGUAUAAUAAAAUAGAAAUAUUUCGUAUUGUAUUACUAAAGUAUAGAUAAACUUAUGAAUUAUGAUAUAGAGGCGUCCGACUACGUCAUUUAGAAAAAAAAUGCAGGUUUGGUACCCGCUGUUUCCUUUGAAUCAUGAAUACGGGGAUAGGAUGAAUGGGUUACAUAGUCGGAACAGAAGAUGAAAAUAAUAAAUUUCAGGAUAACAGGAUGGUAAGUAAACCAGCUCACUGUUAUAAAGCUCAAAAUGUCGAAUAAGUAUUACUUUUUCACCAAAAAACUGAUAACUAAAACCUAAAAAAGUAAUACGGUCAUAUAUUAUGAAUAAUUUGGCUGCUUCCAUUAAAUAUAAAACUUGACAGUGUUUGUAAGUCACUAUAACACACACUUAUUCAAAAUGUUUGAGGGCAUCAUAUAAGGAAUGACUUAUUCGAUUCUCAUGCCCUAAUAGUCCAUUGAAAUAUUACAAUUUAAGGACCGAAUAUUGCAUUAAUUAGAGAACGCAAUUUUUUUUUUGGGAAAUAUGUGGGGGGUCAAUAGGAUCUUAACCCCAAGUUUGUGAGUUGCAGCCCUUGUACCCCGGCCGCCAUCUUGGAAAAAGGGAUGUAAACACCUUUUUCGCGAUAUCUCGGAAAGUCUGCGUCCUACAUAAAAUUCGUAAAGACAAUUUGUAGCAAAUCGCUUUGCUUACAAAUAUGUUCAAUAAAUGUUGCCCUUAACUUAAAAUUAAAGAAGCCACUAACUUGGCGUUAAGCUUCUAUUUUUUGUUUUGUUUUGUAAAGUUUUGGGACACAUGUCCCAAAACUAAAAUUGCGUCCUCUGAAAAAUGCAAAGGUCAUGUAACAUUUCAAAGGACUAUGAAUAAUAAUAACAGUCUAAUACUAAUUAAAUUAUAUAAACAACAAACAUUCCAAUUAUUGUUAAGUUAGAUCCCAAAUAUUUCAAAGUCAUUUUCAAAUAACAGCGAUGAAGGCAAUGCGGAUAUGAUUUUCUAUUGAAAUAAAAUAUCAAAUAAAACUAAAAUUAAAAUGUUUUGGUCACGACUACUAUUAUUUUACAAAAAAAAUAAAUGAGAACAAGCUAUUAAAUAGGAAUGGAUUGAAAUGUUGAGGGUCAGUAUAACUAACUAUCUCACACACUCACUCGGGAUAUACAACAAGAAUAUAAAGGCAUAAAAAGACAUUUUAUUCUCAAAAGUUCUUUAGAAUAAUUAUUUUUUUAUGUCAGUUCAAACACUACGACCACUUCGGAAACAAAUAGCGCUCUGAGAAAGAAGAAACGGUGCAAGAAACUCUCCCAGCAUUCUUUUUUGUUUUUAUUGACAAUAUUGUACUGUCAGGGUUAUUGCUAUAAAAUCAUCAUAAUCUACUCCCAGGCUGUCCGACCGCUUAGAUAUUCAGCUGUGGAGUAGUAGGAUUUACGACAGAGCCAUUUUAUAAUAAAACAGUUAAAUUUAUUUAUAUAUAAUGCCUGAACAGGGACUGGGGCUUUAUUAAAAAAGUGUAUACAUUAAAACCUUAAAGCUAGUUACUAUGUAACUUAUGAAGCCUACUAGAAUUAGUUACAAGCAAUCCCUUUUUCUUGUGUUUUAAUUAUGAAAAUCACAAUAUAGACGCCAAAAGGUGACGAUUUCUGAGAACGUACAUUAUAUGUUCAUAAAUGUACUGACUAUGAACAGUCACAAUAUUUAUUUCUUUAAAUUUUUCUUUGAGUGGUUGUCAAUAACCAAGCUGAUAUAUAGCACGAACAGCUCUCUUGCAAAGCAAACACUAUAUCAAUGUCAGCAGCAUGACCCCACAGUUAAAUACUACUUCAUUAUAUUAUGUAUGUAAAAGAUUAUAUUUUCUAGUCCAUACCCUCUGUAUAUGUAAUGUUAAAUAAGUAAAUAGUUUGUUAAAUAUAUGAGGUAGUAAGACCGCGACGUUUUAACUUAAAAUAAAGAUGACAAGGAAGCGGAGAAGAGGAGGAAAAACGCUUACAGUUACACUGCUAAUGUAAACCUUAUAGUCUAAACACAUAGUCGGAUUUGGUCCGCCCGAAUUAUCGGCAUGAUCUGGUACCGGACCGUAAUCGAUUUUAUGUCACAUUGUCCAUGGCACAUAAUUGGGCAAAAAAAAGGAUAAUCAAUUUUGUGCGACGGACCACGCGACGUACUAUCUAAUAUGGUCCGAUACAAGACCGUGUCCAAUGGUUCGCUUAUACCAAAUCCGAUCAUGUGUUUAUAGUUUUACUGUCCACUUUGUAAAUAUAACAGUGAAACAGUUGUGAUGUACAUAUUUCUAAAGUUGGUGUAUAUAUUGUUCAUUAGAAUUAUCAUAGGCGAGUCUCCCGACGCGGGCGACGCCGCCGUGUUUCCAGAGUCAGAUUAUGAAAUGGUUACUUUGUUCUUAGAACAAACUCUUGUCUAUAAUACGUAUAGGUAAGACCUUGUUUCGUUUAAAAUAAAGUGAAUUUGAAUAUUAAA